AUGACGACCAUGACCGUUAAGCGUGAGAUCCCCAACAGCUUUGCCGCUCCGGCGGUAGCUCAGGGCUACGAAGAGCAGCUCCCGGCUAUGACAGCCGUCGCCAAGACCACUGUCACGCUUGCACCUACGGUCACCUCUGAAUCAGUCAUCCACGACAACGCAUGCGGCCCAGGCGUCGUCACCAGCGCCAUCCUGUCCCAAUUCAAGGGCAGCGGCCAGUCAGCGCCAAAGAUCAUUGCGACAGAUAUCGCCCCCGCCAUGGUCGAGCUGGCUGCCAAGAACGGUCCGACCGUCGACGCCCGCGUCAUGGACGCGAAGAAGUUGGACGCCAUCUCUAGCGGAACACUCACACACUCAUUCACCAACUUCCUAUUCGUGCGCGGCUGGGAAGAGCAGGAUAUGGUCAGUUUCGCAUCUGAGAUCUACCGUACCCUUGCCCCCGGCGGCACCGCCGUGAAGGCCGUGUGGAAAUACCACGAAUGGCACAAUGUCGUCAGAGAUGCCGCCGUGAAGACACGAAGCAAUGGUGCAGACCUCAUCCCGCAGCAGCCGUGGUCCGAGGAGAUGGUUCGCGACGUCUUCAUCAAGGCGGGCUUCGACGCAAGCAAGAAGGGCUUGCUCUCCACUAUCAAUGCUGGUGUGAUGCGGAAAUUGUCCGAGCAGGAAAAGGAGCGCUACUUGGCCAACCUGAAAGAGAGGGUUGAGAAAGACAAGAAGAACCCGGACAAUAGAUAUAUGCCAGUGUGUUCGGAAUAG
Messenger RNA from Anthostomella pinea, 756 nucleotides. Lineage: Eukaryota; Fungi; Ascomycota; Sordariomycetes; Xylariales; Xylariaceae. The record is from the annotation of a GenBank genome assembly.